Molecule: messenger RNA, 2977 nt
Organism: Lates calcarifer (barramundi perch)
Lineage: Eukaryota; Metazoa; Chordata; Actinopteri; Centropomidae
Gene: pnisr
Product: PNN-interacting serine/arginine-rich protein
Exons: 12
Coding region: 152-2653 (833 amino acids)
Cellular component (GO): presynaptic active zone; nuclear speck
Molecular function (GO): RNA binding
Source: RefSeq, a predicted model, not a curated record
AUCCUAAUAUUCCCGGCAGCCUUUGAAGGCAGCAGCAGAGUCUCUUCGGUUCACACUUCCUUCGAGAAGCUCACUAGUGCAGCCAUUUUGAUUAGAAGCCGCAACGCUGGAGAGAAACUGUCUGGAAAAGGUGUGAAUCCAGAGGAGAGAGAUGUGGGACCAGGGAGGACAGCCCUGGCCGCAGUGGCCUCUGAGCCAGCAGCAGUGGAUGCAGUCUUUCCAGCACCAGCAAGAUCCAGGUCAAGUGGACUGGGCUGCUCUGGCACAGGCAUGGAUAGCCCAAAAGGAAUCGACAGGAGCAGAGCAGCAGAACAUUCAACCCAAUGGCCAGGAUAUCCCAGGACUUGAAUCUGUUGGACAAAGCAACCAUGGUGCCUUCCAGGGUGACCCAGCAUUUGGCAGAAUGUGGCAGCCAGAAUGGGGAAUGCACGGACAGCCCCCUCCUCCUCCACCUCCUGACCAGGCCUGGAUCCCUCCAGGGUCAGGACCAAUGGAUGUGGUGAAUCCCAGUGAGGACAGCAACAGCCAGGACAGCGUGGAGUUCAACUCUGAAGCCCACCACGGGGUUUACCCCCAGAACAGCCAUGGGUAUGGGGCACAGCCCGACAGCUACGCCAUGGCCCCCAUGGCCAUGAACCAGUUUGAUUAUCAGCAUGGAGCUGCUUCAUCCUUUGCCCCCACCCCCACGGGUUUCCACUCUCCAUACUGGCAGGGUCCUCCUCAGAACAGACGAGAUACCAGACCCCCCGGAUUCAGAGACCGGCCCAGAUCCCCCAUCCAGCUCCCUGUCAAACAGGAGGCCCCAGCACCGUUAGAUGCUGUAAAAAGACGAACACUACCUGCUUGGAUCCGUGAAGGCCUUGAAAAGAUGGACAGAGAGAAGCAGAAGAAGCUGGAGCGAGAGCGAAUGGAGAAGGAGCGUGCAGAAAUGGCAAAAGAUGAUGGCAAAGAGCAUGAGGCAGAUGAGCAGGGUGAUGGGCCACGUGUACCCCGCAAGAGUAAAUUUGACAGUGAUGAUGAGGGGAAUGAUGACAAUGACAAUGAAGAAAAGCCCUCCACGAAGAAGGAAUUUUCUGGUCGCAGUCCAUCGCCUCCUGCAGAGGACAGUGAACCUGAAAUGACUGAGGAGGAAAAGGAAUUUCAGCUGAUGAUCAUCACAAAAACACUCCUGACAGAGAUCCUUCUUGAGGUCACGAAUGAGGAGAUUCUGCAUGUGGCCCAAGAGACUCACCGAAAAGCCACUCGAGCUCCUGCAAAACAGCUGGCACAGUCAAGUGCACUGGCUUCUCUGACUGGUCUCAGCGGGCUCGGUGACUAUGGUUCAGAUGAGAGUGAGGAUGAGGACGGUCGCAGCGUGCGAGGGUCUGAGUCCUCCGACACAGAUGAGGAGGAGUUACGUCACCGCAUCCGGGAGAAGCAGGACGCCUUCCGCCGCAAAGAACGGGAAAUGCAGCAGCUGCAAGAAAAACAAGCACAAGAGGUUCUGCUUGCACGUGAAGAGAUGGCGAAGGACAGAUUGAGCAGAGAAAAGGGGGAAUAUGAUGAGGGCCAGGCAGAGAAUCCACACAAACAGGAAGUAAAAGAGAGAGAGGCGGAGCCCUUGGUAGAGAGGCGUAGGUCCCGUAGUGAAAAGGAGGGUAGUGAAGGCAAGCACUCAGGUAGAGGGAAAGAGCGAUCAGGGCGAGGUGGCAGUGAUUCCCCGACCAAUGGUCACAGCAGCAGCUCCCUCUCCACCUCCAGCCACAGCAGCAGUCGCUCCUCAUCCUCCUCCUCUUCUUCAGCAUCUUCUCGCAGUUCCUCACGAUCCUCCUCCCCACGAAGGAAGAGGAGGCGUAGCCGCUCUUCGUCUCACAAGGCUCGCCGACGCAGCCGCAGCCACAGCUCCCAUAGGCACCGCAGUGAUCGUAGCGAGAAGGGCAGGGACAGGAGGAGGAGCAGUGCUGAGAGAUCAGGCCGCCACAAGAAAGACCGCAGUGAUUCCAGGGAGCGCAGGAGGAGGAGUAGGUCCAGAUCCAGAGAGAGAGACCGGGGCAGAGCCAGGGCUAGAGACACCCGCAGCCGCAGCAGAGACAGAGAGAAGGAGAAAGACAGGGAUAAGGAGAGGAAAAGGAGCCGGGAACGCAGGGAUAGUAGUCAUAGUCAUAGCAGCAAACACAAGCAGAAGGCCUCCAGCAAAGACAGGGAGAGGAGGAGAGACAGGAGUCGUAGCCAUGAGAAAGAUAAGAAAAAAAAGGAUAAAGACAAGGAUAGGGAUAGGGAGAAAGAGUCUGAUAAAAAGAGAGAAAAACCAAAGGCCAAAGAUAAAGAAAAGGAGAAGGAAAAGGGAAGCUCUGUAGUAACAGAGGAGAAUGGCAAAUCAAAGAAAAGGAAAGAGAGCGACUCAUGCACGGACUCUCAGAGCGACAAGCACUCCCGGCAGGAUAGCAAAACCAGCAAGAAGGGCUCCGCCAAGGUUAGCAAGAGGCGCUCAGACUCUGACUCAAGUAGAUCCCCUACCCCUGAAGUUAGCAAGGAAAAAAAAUCUAAGAAAUCCAAACGUAGUCGCUCAAGGUCGACGGAAAAAUCUCACAAGUCUGGUAAGAAGGCAAGCCGCAAACACAAGUCUAAGUCACGAUCAAGGUCAGUGUCCCCCUCCCGUCGUAGCAGACGCUGAGGAGCACAGUUAACCUCCUGAUCUGUGCACUUUGCCACUUUAAAUUCCAUGAGUUGAACAGGCUUGUCUCAUUAUAGAGGCAGUUGUGUAGGUGAACCCCCUCUCAUACAUUUCUUUCAUCUUUGUAAAUAUGUUGUUAUUUUUAAAGUGUGACUGAAGAACAAGACAUUUUGAAUGGUAGGAGUUUUCACUUGUAAUAUGCAAACCUUAAUAAGAUUCGGUGGACACUAAAAACUCAAGUUGUAUCAUUUUAAACCAUAACAGGAUUAACUUUUUUUUCCCAAAUAUUAUUGUAAAAUGUCCAAUAAAACAGUUUGUUCCUUG